AUGUGAGAUGGGACCUCACAACAAGACACAACUCCUGUAGCUGCCGUUCCUCUUUCUCUCAAGUCCAAGUGAACAACAGCCCCUUCUCCCCAUUUUCAGGAAAAUAAUAUAUUUGGAAGACUCCAGUUAGGGCUCAAUCACAAUGUCUUAGGAAAGUGAAUGUCAGCAGUAAAUUGAUUUUCACGGUAAUGAAGGAGCGUCAUAUGAGGGAAUGCUAUAAGUCAUUCAGUCUCACUCUUGUUGUUGUCUGUCCACUUCACAUCAUUGUUAUUCCAGGAAUUUGAUCUUGUAGUGCCUAAUGACAGAAGACAGCGAAGUUGACAAUUCAUUUUCUGAUAAUCCUUUCGGGACGCUGCCAGAUCAUCUACUGAUAGAGAUAUUCAUUCGGAUUCCCAUCUCAGAUUGGGCACAAGUGUCUUGCGUUAAGAAGCAGUGGGCUAAUUUGUUUCGGGAAGAAUGCUUGUGGCACAUUGCCCUUGCCAAGCAUUUCCCUUCAGCCGGCCAAUCUAAAAGGUGGCCUGGGCCUAUUCCUCGAGGGUUGAGCAAAAGGAGGUAUGCUGCAUUAUAUGUUGGUAAGCAUAUCUUUUCACUAGAUGGUGAAAUGGAUGAGAUUGCGGGACAUGCUUACUUGUUUCUGAAGGAGCAGCUUGAAAUUUCAACAAUGCCGCCUCCAUCUGGGAUACUUCACGGAACCAUAAUCGAUCAAUUUAUUGCCUGUGGAAAAUCACGAGACAGGGCCCAUGAGCUUGCGUCACAAAUCUGGUUGGCUGUUAUUGACAAUUUGGAGGAAAAUGGGCGAACGUUUCUUUUACUUAAACGUCUUGCACUUGAGGGUGAUGUUUUUCUACCCUAUCCAUACACCAGAUCAUACAAAGUCCAGUGGAGGGUGUUCGAAAAGCUCUUCACAGAUUUCCGUGACUGCUUCAAUCAUGUGGACUAUUACGAUGUACUGGCGUGUGCAAAGCACAGAUUUCAGCCAAUACCAUCUGCAUGGUUAGGUUACUAGCUUGCCCCAGUUCGAAUACACAAGUAAUUGUAUGUAUAAAUGUAACUCCUAAAUUCUCUCAUUUAGCAGAACUAAAAAAAAACUGUACAUUUGUGUAAUGUUUAAGAAGAAAACUAGUAAUUGUAUGUACAAGUGUUGUACAGUAUGAUUUAAGUAGCAAAUCCAUGUCUCAUGUAAUACUGUCCUUUGGUGAAUAAACAUUGAUAUGUGACAUCAAUGAUAAGGUACUCGGUGGUGUUACUUGAACAUCAAAUGAGAAUUCUACAAAAGUAAUUAGUUAUAUGUAUAAGUGUGUA
Cornus florida is the source of this 1302-nucleotide messenger RNA. RefSeq lists its product as uncharacterized. The record is from RefSeq and is a predicted model, not a curated record. The transcript is spliced from 6 exons. Gene Ontology annotation, molecular function: protein binding. NCBI's taxonomy places the organism in Eukaryota, Viridiplantae, Streptophyta, Magnoliopsida, Cornales, Cornaceae. The coding region runs from base 299 to 1006 and encodes 235 amino acids.